AAUACUUGUGCACGAGUUUUGGGAGGCGUUCCCUCGAAAUUCUUAUGCAUGCGCUCAUUUCAAAAACUCAGUUUUUCUCAUUUCAAAAGACUGGUUUUUCAGUCGACGAAAAGAUCCUCUUUAGCACCUUUAAAUGGCAAUAAUUAGGUCCUUUUCAUUGCCAUUAAAGUGAAAUAACUGAUAUAUAUAUUAAAAAACGUUAAAAACACGUUUAUGUAUUUUUGUUUAUGUGUUCAUGAAAAUGCCACAUAGUGGCAUCCUUUAGUUUCCGAGCAGCAGAUACAUAGGUGACAGGACCUUCUGGUCUGAGAAGGAAAGCUCACCCCUCCCAGCGCCUCGCACAGCCGCAGUCGGUGGCGAUGCUCGUGCAGACGGCGAAGAGCCGCUAUUGCUGCUGGCUGUGACGAUUCUCCGGUCCGGCAUCACAGCAUCCGAUUCCUCCGUCCGUCCGCGCGGCGCUGCACCUGCAACCAGCGCUGCCAUUGAAUACAAUGGAAAGACAAGAAGGACGCAAAAACAUCUAAACAGGCGCCUCUCCUCUAAAAGACAAGACGGGAGGCAGAAUGAGUGAAGAGGUGGCAGUUUCUCCCAGCUGGCUGGCUCAAGAAACCACGUGGGGCAGCAGCGGUGCGGGGAGCUUAGAGAACAUCACCUUCGGAACGUACCCACCCGCGGUUGUCCUGCCGGCGAGGCCGCCCGCUGAGCUGUUGGUGAACCCGUGGGACAUCGUGCUGUGUUCGUCCGGCACCCUCAUAGCCUGCGAGAACGCCCUGGUGGUUUUGGUCAUCUGGCAGAACCCAGCUCUGCGCGCUCCCAUGUUUCUGCUGAUCGGCAGCCUAGCUCUUGCUGACCUAUUGGCCGGUUUGGGGUUAGUCCUGCACUUUACCUUCGCUUACCUGCUGCGCUCUGACUCGGCACAGCUUCUGACUGUGGGUCUGGUGGUGGCGUCCUUCUCCGCAUCUGUUUUCAGCCUGCUGGCUAUCACCAUUGACCGCUACCUGUCGUUGUACUACGCCCUCACCUAUAACUCUGAACGAACGGCUGCUUUCACAUACACCAUGCUUGUGCUUCUAUGGGGAGUGUCGUUGUGUUUGGGUUUGCUGCCUGUUACCGGUGUGAACUGCCUGGGCCAGGAGGCGAACUGCAGCGUGGUUUGGCCGCUUACAAAAAACAACGUGGCCGUUCUAUCCGUGUCCUUCCUUCUGCUGUUCGGCCUCAUGCUACAGCUCUACGUGCAGAUUUGUAAAAUUGUCAUGCGGCAUGCGCACCAAAUCGCCCUCCAGCACCACUUUUUAGCCGCCAGCCCUCACUAUGUCACAACGCGGAAAGGCGUAUCGACCUUGGCGAUCAUUCUGGGCACAUUCGCUGCUUGUUGGAUGCCAUUUACAGUCUACUCGCUUAUAGCUGAUUACACAUACCCGCCACUCUACACAUACGCCACCCUGGUACCCGCCACCUACAACUCGGUCAUCAACCCCGUAAUUUACGCCUUCCGCAAUCAAGAGAUCCAGAAAGCACUGUGGCUGGUGUGCUGUGGAUGUAUCCCUGCCAGCGUGGCCCAUCGGGCACGGACCCCCAGCGACGUCUGAUGUGCCUAGGGAAUUGCACAGGCCAGAGAUUCCACUGGAACAAGAAGGGGCGUGCUCGUCACCCGUUAUGUCUUCCCCAAUUGUUAUGUGACAACCACUGCCACACGAUCUUUGCCUGAUCCUGAUCCGACCAGCUGCCACACCCUGUCCAGGAAAAAUAGGUGCGGAAAUGGAUGUUGUGUGGCAGGCAGCUGUAAAUAUCUUGUACAUAUACAUGCUUUUGCAUUUUUUGUGCUUGUUUUGGCUUGGCCACAGUGGCAGCCCCCCCUGUUGCACGGGCUUUGAGGGAGGAGGAGGAGGAGGAGGAUGAGGGGCAGCACAAGGCGGUCCUCUUGACUGGAUCCCGAAGCUCAUUCAUCUCGUCCUGCUGUUGCUGCAUUCAAGAACGUGCGCUGAACGUUAAGUAACCGCGGUGUGCUAAAAAUAGAUGAGGCGCUCUGUGAUCCGCGCCUUGCGUCCUCCGAGGAAACCGACCUGGAGAACGAGAGGGAGGGAGAGAGAGGCGCGCUCUCUCUUCUGUUUAAAUCUCAACCCAAGCACGGCCGAAUGUAAAAUGUCCUCCAAAGCAGAAAACCAUGAAGAGCUAAAUACAAUCUCAGAAUGAGAACCACUCUAUAAAUAACCGUACCCGUCGAUGCCUUUAUUUUAGUUUGGAACGGAAGUCCAUCCUCUUCCAUAAAUGCGGGAUGAAAGCAACCAGGACCCAGGAGAAAGUGUUAUGUAUGUUCAUUUAAACAGCCCCCAGUGAAUAGAGGCUCACUUCAAAGAACUGUUGAUUACAAAACGUGCAUUAAGUGUCUGCGAGAAUAAGAGGCCUGUUUAUAUGCAGCGACAUGGAGAAUGGAACUGAAUGUAUUUCCUAUUGAUUUGCUUUUAAUUUGAAUUGUGCCCGCAACACUCUGAAUAGAGCACUGCUCCUGUUAAUAGGUUCAACUGGUAAUUACUACUGGAUACGGGAUACCUAUCACACAAUGGUAGCUCAUAGCAUUUUGCUUAAAAUUUACAUGUAUUACAUUUAUACAGAAGGAUGAUUUGGCCACUUUCUUUCCACAACAUUGCAGACCCCUUUUACACUUAUGCGUUUUUGUUUUAAAGCGGCGUUUUAAAAUGAAAACAAUCCUCAUCUACACUGGCGUUUCCACAGCGUUUUAGAAACGAUCUCCGUCUACACUACUCGGAAAAUCAAAAACCAUGUCACAUGACCGUUCAUGCACACUGGGCAUGCACGUAUAAGUGUAACCAGCCUCUUGUGCAUGUAGGUAGCUGCUGUAU
Messenger RNA from Megalobrama amblycephala (Wuchang bream), 2861 nucleotides. RefSeq names its product G protein-coupled receptor 12 (gene gpr12). Gene Ontology annotation, biological process: G protein-coupled receptor signaling pathway. The record is from RefSeq and is a predicted model, not a curated record. Lineage: Eukaryota; Metazoa; Chordata; Actinopteri; Cypriniformes; Xenocyprididae. Gene Ontology annotation, cellular component: membrane. The transcript is spliced from 2 exons. Gene Ontology annotation, molecular function: G protein-coupled receptor activity. The coding region runs from base 564 to 1589 and encodes 341 amino acids.